AUUUCUGUGGGGCCCACGUGAAAGCAUUUCUUUAGUCCAAAAUCAAUCCCGCAAUGUUGUUUUCUUGCUCUUCGCCGCCGCCGGCGGGUGUCCGCCGUGUCUUGGCCUCUCCCGCGGCCCGCGGACACCGCAGCCAUAGGGACGAACUCGCCGCUGCCGCUUCGCUCGUUCCAGGCCGCCGUCCCCCGCGCUGCCGCGUCGCUUGUCGUCCCGGGAAGCGCCGGUCUCGUCCAGCUCUGUCGCUCGCGCCUCGGGACCGCUCCGUGCGGCGGUCGCCAUCGCCGGCGUUGAAGCACCGACGCGCUGCGCAGCCCAGUUCCAUCAUACAGCGGAAGCCGCCGGUGUUGGCAAGGCUGUCCGGCCACGCGUGCCCAUGGCGAGCGCAGGACCCGCCGCCUCCUCACCUCCGGAGGCUUCUUCUUCCGCCGGCGUCGGCGGCCGGCUUCUCCUCCCCCAUGCUGGAAGCCGCUCAUGGCCGCUGGAGCCAGAGCUGCACCGCCAGACGCCGUUGAGCUGAGGUCUCCGGCGAACGCGGGAUGCCAUUCGACCACUCGUCACCGCGGUGGUCGCAGGGGCCGCCGCCACUCGCAUCCGGUGAGCUUCUGCUGCCGGCGCUGGGCUCUUCCGCGAAGCCGAAUAGAAAAGAAGAAACGAGAGACAGGAGGGAGAGAGGACGCGUCAGUGGGCCCAACGAGCACCUCGUAUUCCGUCCGAGCUAAGGGUGGAAAGAGAUAGCUUCUUCCAUCUCCUCCACGUAGGUAAAACGCUGAGUUGGCUCUUUGUGAGCUAGCUGACGUAUGCUCGUUGAGUUGGACUGAGACGAUUGUUUCGCGAAACAACGGUCUUUUCUCUUUUCUCACCCUCUCUUAUUCACAUCAGCAAAAAAAAUUUAUGUGACAUUGCAUGAGACGACUACUAUACUUUUAUAGAACCGAUUAGUAAUUCAGUUAAGAUUUUUUUGUUUUUGUUUAGACACGUACUUUCCUCCAUUCCAAAAUACAGAUCGUUUUAGUUUUUCUAGAUACAUAAAUUUUACUAUGUAUCUAGACAUAAUACUAUAUAUAGAUGCUAUGUAUUAAGAAAAACCAAAACGACAUACGGAGGGAGUUACAAUCCCUAACCAACCGACUGCUCCCUGUCUCCUCCAAAUUUGGGAUUCUCGACCACACAGUGGCGGAGUUGCCACAUCUCCAUCCCCAACCCCACCUCUCUCCUUCCAUGCAUCUGCAGCUGCAGCAGUCACAGGUAAGCACAGCCCUAGAACGAUUAGAUUAACGAGAGGUAUCAAUCCCUAUCGCCAUCUCUAUCUCCCAUUGCCCAUGCACCAGUAAACCAAGCACUGGAAUGUGAAAGGAAAAAAGGGCUUGUGAGCCAAGGGAGAAACAGGGGAGGGAGAGAGAAAAAAAAGAAUAGGAAGGCAUGAGCUGCGGCUGACACCACGGACGGCCGCCUGCACCAGCAUCAGCAUCAGCCGCGACCGAAAUCGAAAAGAAUUGAGAAGAUCCGAGACCCAGUCCGAGGAGAAGGGCCGCGCACAAAAAAUUAUUUCCUUUUUUCCCUGUUUGUUCGCUUCCUGGCUGGAGCUUCCUGCCGGGAAGGAUGACUGCUUUAGUGGAUUUGGAUCUCAACUGCCGUCCGUCGUCGCCGGAGCCCGCCGUGGCGGAGGAGACCCGGCGGGCAAUGCUCCGUCAAGAACAGUCCUUCCCUGACCAGAUGAACGACCCGCAUAAGUUUUAUGGAUCCUUCUGGAAGCAAUCCAGUAGUGCACAGAGUAGCCUUCAUUCCACUCAUGAGCAUAAGGUGAUGAAUUUGGGUUCGUGGGCCAAUCAAAACCAAGAAGAUUUCACCAAUUCCGAUAAGCACAAAUCGCCGUCCAAUAUCGCGCAACAGAACUCAGAUGUUAGGGCUUCAAUUUGGAGAAAGACUUAUGCUUAUAACGGUGUGAUUGACUUGGAGAAGCCAUGCACUUCUGGUGAUGCGGUGGGGGAUGUUGGUUGCUCUGGCUUCGGCAACCUUUCCAACCAAAAUGGGAGGUCUCGGGAUGGUUCAUGCUGCAUUUCACCAGAGAAUAGCUCACUUGUAGAGUCUGCUCAGUUGUGCAGAGCUUGGAAUUCGUCACGUUUAAGCCCAGGUUCAGUUGGAUCUAGUGACACUCCAGAUUGCCAGUCCCCUAUCAAAAAAAGUGAAACUGAAUCAAGGCAUUCACUGAUUGACCUGAAUGUUCCCCAAGAAGAAAGCCUUCCUGUGUCUUCUGCUCUUUUUCAUUCUUCCUCGACAUAUCCUGGAAAAACUUCAAAAAGUCCUACAGAAGUUUCUGAAGCAGAAUGUGGCUCUGGUAUUGGAUCAAUGAGGGGAUCUUCUAUCACAGUGAUCACACCCAACUCAGUUGCAGACAGUUCAAGGGAUGUGGUAGCCGAAUCCUCAGUUCAACGGAAGGGCCUUUUUGACCUAAAUGUGUCACUUGAAAGUAUUGACAUGCCAUCAGAAACAAUUAGCGGUUACAGAGAUAAGGUAGUAAAUAAUGAUGUAAGUAAAGGAACUGCAUCCAACCAUUCUUUCUCCAGGAAAAAUAGCCUGCAAGCAGAAACUUCCAGCAAAUAUUUGGUCCAUGGAAAUGAUCAUAUGUUGGCAAGCAAGGAUGACAAUAACGUGCUCCUCCCAACCUCAACAAAUAAUGGUAUCAAUAAGGCUCAGAUGCCAGAAUCUGGAAUCGUUAACAAGGAACUUUUAAUCCCUGAAUCUCCUCUAGCUGACAAUAAUGUCCCAAGACUGUCUAUAUCCCACAAUCGAGCAUCAAAUCUUCAGGAGGUUAGCAUGCUUCAAGCUAAGGCCCAUGACGAUGACACAACAGCUUCUAUUGCAGCUAGAACGCUUCUUUCCAUUUUUCAGCAUAAUUCUGCAGACACUGCAUAUUGCCCCGGAAGCAGCAGUCAGACAGCAGCUCAGAAUGGAAACAAUGAGCCUCAGCCCUCAUUGGACUCUUUCGAGAAAAUUGUGUUGAGUUUAGACGAGAUCAAAGAUGAUGGCCAAUCUGUAUAUCUGGCACCAUCAGAUAAGGAAGGACCAGCAUGUGGGAUCAAACUGAAGAGAGGAAGAGGGAUGAGAAAUUUUCAGAGGGAGAUAAUGCCUGGGCUUGUGUCUCUAGCAAGGCAAGAAAUAUGCGAGGACUUGGAAGCUAUAGGUUAUGAGCCAAAGAAGACUCGGUCUCGAAAAACACGCAAGCGUCAAGGUGCAUCCUCAACUCGUUCAAGGCCGCGCAAGCGUGGCUCUGCUGCCAGGAACUGACCAAGAGCAUCUGCAUUCCAGGACAGGUUCUUACAAAGCAGGCAAUUCAGAAAUCAGAACACGAGAGCUGAUUCUAACUAUGUGAAUAUUCGUGUGUAUUGAGCCUAGUUCCAAACCUCUUUUCUUGCUGGCCAUAUUUAGCUGUUAGGCUGGGAUGUUCUUUGCUUUGUUUCCUUAUUACUCUUUAACUCUUUGAAGUGAUCAGGAUGUUUAUUGGAGCUUCUUUUGGGGCUUUAUAUUUGUGUUUAACAACGAAGGCAUAGUGACAUUGUCACAAUGGUCAGUCUCAUAA
This is a messenger RNA of Setaria italica (foxtail millet), 3577 nucleotides long. RefSeq lists its product as uncharacterized. Bases 1600 to 3285 code for a protein of 561 amino acids. The record is from RefSeq and is a predicted model, not a curated record. The transcript is spliced from 5 exons. Lineage: Eukaryota; Viridiplantae; Streptophyta; Magnoliopsida; Poales; Poaceae.